Ceratitis capitata (Mediterranean fruit fly) is the source of this 2188-nucleotide messenger RNA. It is a transcript of the gene TTLL12, whose product is annotated as tubulin--tyrosine ligase-like protein 12. The record is from RefSeq and is a predicted model, not a curated record. NCBI's taxonomy places the organism in Eukaryota, Metazoa, Arthropoda, Insecta, Diptera, Tephritidae. Bases 129 to 2060 code for a protein of 643 amino acids. Gene Ontology annotation, biological process: protein modification process. The transcript is spliced from 2 exons.
CUCUAUCUGGCAGCUCUAACAUAACCUGAAACAACCCAUUGAUAAUAGCACUUAAACCCACAUCGCCGGCUGUGGCAACAAUUAAAAAUUUAUUUUGCGAAAUAGCAAUAGAUUUUAUAAAAAAUCAUAUGGACGGUGUAAAUUUAUUCACACAAUUUGUGGCUCAACACAAACCACAGUUAGAGUCAUCGGGUGUGCCACAGCAUUUUUGGCAGUCUUUGCAUCGAAAGCUAGUAAAAGAAACUUUCGAUGCUGGUAUUUUUCUUCAAUUAUUACUCAUUGAUUAUGAAGGUGAUGAUCAAGAGAACACACUUGAAACAGGAGCGGUAGGUGAUACCAACAAUAAAACACUACUUGUCGCUGAGGAGCCCCGUCCAAGGUUUGCUCUUUCUGUUGCAUGUGAAGAAGGCAUUAAGGCCAAAGAUCCAGAUGCUAUAUAUCUCAUUGAUCACGCAUGGACAUAUCGUGUGAACUAUGCUAGACAGCAGUUGGAACAGCAUGAGCAACUUACCGAUCGUAUGUGUGCUAUAAUGGGUGUUGAUAUAGAUGAUGAAGAUCGUAUUGAUCAGAUUUUAGUAAAAAUGUGGCGUUACUGUCAUUCCUAUACAAUUGCCACAAAUGGUCUCUCAGAUGAGGAACGUCUACCCAUUUGGUAUGUGAUGGAUGAAGUUGGUUCAGCUAUAACUCAUUCAGAUGAUCCCAAUUUCCGCUUGGUUCCAUUUUUAUACUUGAAUACUCAAACCACAUACAGUCUUUUGUUUCCCAUUCGUGAUUGCGAUUAUGAAGAGCAAGUAACCCGUGAUUUUGUUGAGUAUGUUAGCAAACACACUGCUGAUCGUGAUGCCUUAUUGCUGCCUUGGCGUGCAACUGACUUACGUGAGCACAGUUUCGUGCAGGUCGAACCUGAUGCAGAAUACUUUUCAAGUGGUCACAUACCAGAAUCGUAUCCCGAAGGUGAUAUUGCCACAUUAGAGCCUCGGGUAAAUCGUAAUCAGCCACUGAAAGUCUACAGUGAAUAUGAUGUAGUUAGCAUGCAUCUCACAGACUCGUGCUUCCAAUUAGUAGCUAAUGAAUCUGAAGCCGAUGUGCUUUGGUUAACUCACCACUAUAAAAAUUUUGCUGAGUUGGCGCAUAAUACGCCCAAUAAGUUUAUUAAUCAAUUUCCAUAUGAGUACGUUUUGACUAUAAAAGAUUUAUUAGCAAUCACUGGUAGACGUACAGCAAAACAACACCACAACCCUGAUACACUGGAAACGUAUCCUCGUUGGUUACCAACUACAUUUAACUUGAAAACUGAGUUACUACAAUUUGCGUCAUAUUAUCAGCAUCGUGUUGCCAAAGGUCUCGAUAACCACUGGAUAGUGAAGCCAUGGAAUUUAGCGCGUGGCUUAGACACUCACAUUUCGGACAGCAUUGUACAAAUUGUGCGACUUCCAAUCACAGGGCCAAAAGUUGCUCAAAAGUAUAUCGAACGCCCAGUUCUAUUUAGACGCUCCGAGUUGGACGCCGAGGUGAAAUUUGAUAUACGUUAUGUGAUACUUGUUAAGAGUUUUCAACCUCUCGAGGCUUACGUACAUAGGAAAUUCUUUUUACGUUUUGCGAAUAAAUCUUUCAGUCUUAACAACUACGACGAUUAUGAACAACACUUCACUGUGAUGAACUAUCACGAGGAAGCGGAACUUCGUCAUAUCAAAUGUGAAGAUUUCUUAAGUCACUGGAAGGAGCAGUAUCCCGCGUACGAUUGGCCGAUAAUCGAGAGGGAGAUAUGUAUGAUGUUACAUGAAGUGCUAUCUUGUGCAACCAAAAAAUCGCCACCAUGCGGUAUACCACCUUGUCAACAAUCGCGAGCUUUAUAUGCUGCAGAUAUAAUGCUUUCUUGGGAAAGGUCUAAUGGAAAUGAAAGAGAUCGCAUGCAGCCGAAACUGCUGGAAAUUAACUGGACGCCUGACUGUAAGCGAGCGUGUGAUUAUUACCCUGACUUCUUCAAUGAUAUAUUCAAAUUGCUAUUUCUCGGCGAACAGAAUAAUGAAAGUUUUUUGCAAUUAGAAGGAAAUACAUAAAUAUUCUGACACAAAAGUAUUUGAGAUGAAUGCAUUUAUCUCUAGAAUUAUGGAUAUUAACAAAAUAUGUAACAUCAUUUUUGCUACUUUUUCUAAAUUAGUUUCAUUGAAAUACAUUUGAAAAAUUA